GUCCCGCUCAUAAUCAUAGCGUAGCAUUUCAAACUGCCAAAAAAAAAAAGAAGCUUCCCAUUCCCAUACAAAUCGAUACUAGUCUACUCCGAAUUCUGAAUUCCAAAGAUUUGACUCGAGAGAGAGAAUGGAGGAGUCGAUCCGAAGCUUCUGCGGAAGCUUAAGUUCAUUCUGCAACCACGUCGAGUCCAGUUGCGACGCUCUCAAGCAAUCCAUCGAUCGCCGUCCCAUUCCUCUCGAUUCGGCUUCGUCGACCUUCAUUCAAUCCCUCAAUCGCCGCGUAUCGAUCGCAACCGACGAUCUCAACCUCCUCGACUCCAUGACUUUCGGCACCGUCUCUUUCGAAGAGCUCUUAGGUCACUGCAAUGAGGUCUACAAGAAGAACCAGUCCGAUCUCGCCGAACUCGAACUUCGCCUCAAGGACUUUGGAUACAAUCCCGAAGUUGAGGUUGAUGAUGAAGAUGAGGUUCGUAGUCUAUCAACACCGCAUGGUUUGGAAAUGAAGGUUUCGGAUUCGAAGGAUGGAUUGGAUUCAUUGUAUUCUUAUUGUAAACCGGACUCUAUGACCAGUUCUAUAGUGAAGAGUUUGGAAGAAGAUGCAUUAUUGGAUGACUCACUCAGUUUGAAAAGGCUUGGGCUUUCUGACGCUUGCCUUGCCACUUUAGCAUCUGAAGCUACUGGUCAGAUUGAUGAUGUAUCUGAACAUAGAAAACACUUAGAUUUUGGGCAACAUGAGGAAAAAUUUAAGUCGAUUGAAGUUCAAAAGCCUUUAAUAAAGGUAUCUAAUGAUGAUUAUGAGAGUCUUCCUUCCUAUCUGAAAGGUCUAGCGCCGUGGGAGGAGCUGCUUGAUGCUAUUGAGAAGAUCAAUUCAAGCCUGAUCAAGAAAGAGAAAACAAAUGAAUGCAACUAUUUCCACCAAGAUGAAAUUUCAUCAUUGGGAUUGGGUCAUAAAGCAAGAUCUUAUUUGCUGCUACUUGUACGCUUGAAUCGGUUAGUUGUUGAGACUAUUGAUGGAUCAAUAUCCUAUCGAGUUUUAUAGACAAAAUAUAAUGCAGUAGACAAAUUGUACUCACACAUCUUAUUGCUUUACUGGUUAUUGAUAUGGCCAUUAGGUGGGCAUUACAUAGUAUAUUGAAGCACAUUUUCAAUUUUUAACUUGAAAGAUCAAUGACUUCAAAGAAA
Quercus lobata is the source of this 1182-nucleotide messenger RNA. RefSeq lists its product as uncharacterized. Bases 128 to 1039 code for a protein of 303 amino acids. NCBI's taxonomy places the organism in Eukaryota, Viridiplantae, Streptophyta, Magnoliopsida, Fagales, Fagaceae. The transcript has 8 exons. The record is from RefSeq and is a predicted model, not a curated record. Gene Ontology annotation, cellular component: spindle microtubule; outer kinetochore; kinetochore. Gene Ontology annotation, biological process: mitotic cell cycle; chromosome segregation.